AUGUCGGCUCCUCACGUGCCCCACUACAGCCAGCAACAUGGAUCUGAGGACACCAAAGACCAGAGAGCAGUAGGCGGGAGGCCAUACCCGUAUAGUUCAGCAGACACUGGGUUCUCGACUGAUUCCAGUACCAACGAUGACCCCCAAGGGCAGAGGCUCCAGCAAACCCACCCGGCGCAGCAGGCGUCGCGGUAUCAUGUGAUGCAGUUCUGGUCGUGGGAGAUCAUGUCAUUCUGGGUUGCCGUCGGACUGCUGGCCGCGACAGUCUCGAUCUUGGCUCAUUAUGAAGGGCAGAAACUGCCCGAAUGGCCGUUCUCAAUCAAUCUCAACACGCUCAUUGCGCUACUGUCUACCAUUCUGCGCGCUGCAAUGCUCGUGGCUGUGGCAGAGGUGCUCGGCCAACUCAAAUAUGGGUACUUUUCACGGCCACGGCCUCUGAAGCAUCUACACGACUUCGACAGGGCUAGUCGCAGUGUGAAUGGGUCUAUAAAACUUCUGUUUAUCGCCCCGAAGAGUCUCCUGGCAGUCAUUGGUGCCAUCGUAACCAUUCUUUCCCUGGCCAUUGGGCCUUUCACACAACAAGCGAUCAAAUCCGUGUCUUGUCCGCAGUAUCUCCGGGACACGAACGCAUCCCUUCCUAUUGCUCACUUCAUGCCUGGAAGGGCUGAUUACUACCGCAUCGGAGCAGGCACAUGGGAGGUCGAAGUUGACAUGAAGGGCGCGAUGAUCAAUGGGUUGACCAACCCGACUGGCAAUGACUCUGCCAUCGUGGCUACAUGUGCAACGGGCAAUUGUACGUUUCCCGUGGGCUCGGAUGACAUAACACACUCAUCUCUUGGGAUGUGCAGUGCCUGUUUCGACACGACGUCAUUCGUCAGUGCAAACGAGAACCGCACCAACUACACCAUGCCAAAUGACCUCUGGUUGUCUCCGUACUCGGGGCAAGCUUACCUCAACGUACAAGUCGACUACAACCUUUCCUGGGCCUCGUCCGAGUUUCCCGACGGCUUCGCGACGCUCGCGAAUGAUGCGCUUACCAAUAUUACUGUGCUCACAUUCACUCAGUCGCCUUGCUCCAACAAUUCGCAGGGGGAACUCGUGUGCCCUCACAACGUCACUGGAUAUGUUGGGUCCUCGGACUACGUCGCCACAUCGUGCUCCAUCUACCCCUGUCUGAAGAACUUCCAGGCAAACAUGAGGCGUGGAGUACUCGACGAGAGGGUGGUUUCAACUGUCCCAGCUCCCGUCAACCGGGUCGAGGCGAACAUAACCGAAAGCGGCGUCAGCGCGGCAGCAAACUACACAGCACUGAAAUCACCCUGCUUGAUUGAUGGUGUCGAGUAUGACAAGUCAAACUUCUCCAGGAUACCAAGGACCCCAGGUCGCAUUUUUACAGGGAUUAAUGUUGAUGGCACCGAAUACACGGCACCAGACGAGUGUCUGUACAAGCUGAUGUGGCUGUAUGGGCACGCAUUGGAUGCGUUCAUGGCUCAAACGCUCUUCAGUGGUAUGUGUACGUAUGACUCGAGACAAGGUGGCUCCCUGUACUGCGGAGAUGCAUGGUGGUUAUCGCCUCUAUACAACACCCAAAAUGCGUCAUUCGAAACCAUCAAUAGUCAGAUUGACCAGUACGCCACGGCGGUGACCAACAAGUUUCGAACCCUGGGCUCGAACAACUACAACUUGAGUAGUGAAGAAUCAGCCCUCGGAUCCGUCAUCGAGAUGACGGUCUGCACAAGUUUUGACUGGCGCUGGCUUCUUAUGCCGGCUGUUUUAUUGGUGGCGACGGGCAGUCUCUUGGUCUUGAUGAUCGUCCAGAAUUACAUGAAUCCCCAACAGCCUGUGUGGAAGAGCUCCAUCCUGCCACUUCUUUUCCAUGGAUUCGGGCAGUCUCCAGAGAUGGGUGCUCAGCCAGCCGUGGACCUGGACCAUAUUAAAGAGCGGGCGUACCACAUCAAAGCCAAGUUUCAGACUGGCAUGAAUGCUGGUUUCGUCGAUACUACUGGUGGCAGAGUCCCGGCGGCCAGAGAUAUUGAUUUGGAUUCCUUGCUAGGGAAUCGAGAUAAUGUGCGCAGAUAG
Neoarthrinium moseri is the source of this 2079-nucleotide messenger RNA. RefSeq lists its product as uncharacterized. The record is from RefSeq and is a predicted model, not a curated record. The transcript has a single exon. The coding region runs from base 1 to 2079 and encodes 692 amino acids. Lineage: Eukaryota; Fungi; Ascomycota; Sordariomycetes; Amphisphaeriales; Apiosporaceae.